Dunckerocampus dactyliophorus (ringed pipefish) is the source of this 3133-nucleotide messenger RNA. Its product is annotated as piwi-like protein 1. The record is from RefSeq and is a predicted model, not a curated record. Gene Ontology annotation, cellular component: P granule. Gene Ontology annotation, molecular function: protein binding; piRNA binding. The transcript is spliced from 10 exons. The coding region runs from base 175 to 1707 and encodes 510 amino acids. Gene Ontology annotation, biological process: regulatory ncRNA-mediated gene silencing. Lineage: Eukaryota; Metazoa; Chordata; Actinopteri; Syngnathiformes; Syngnathidae.
GACACUUUUGCGAUUUUGAGGGAGAAUGGCCAGUCGGGGACAUGCUCGUACACGAGACCCGGCUCGUGGUCAGGCGCCAGCUUCACAUCAAGCGCCCCUUUGAUUGGUCCGGCUGGAAACGUUUCUUUUGGCAGGGUCAGCGUCUGCCACAGGUAGCAGUUUCUGUCCAUUACCAUGGCAACCAAGCACAACAGUAAAAGCCGACUUCCCGUGUCCCGUUGUGUGCAUUGCUUCUCUACAGUGUGCUUCACCAGGAUGUGGAAUGGUCCGUCUCGAGAGCCUCCAGCAGAAGCACCACAAGCAAAGUCUGGAAAGAAACGCACUCUUAUCGACCUGUUAUCCAACUUGUUUUGCAUCUCCCCCGAACCGAGUCUUCUGUGCCAGUACCAAGUGGACUUCCAAACACCAAUGGAGUCUUGUCACCUUAGAUCAACCCUUCUAUUUCAACAUGAGCAAGACCUGGGCUCAGCUCACUGUUUUGAUGGAGUGAUUCUUUUUCUGCCUCGCAGACUUCCUGAGCAGGUGACUGUGUUAACCAGUACGACAGGAAAUGGGGAGGAAGUUCAGAUAACUGUCACCUUCACAAAAGAACUGCCACCAAAAUCACCAGAGUGUCUGCAGUUGUACAACAUCUUAUUCAGAAGGAUUUUAAAAAUCCUCGGCAUGGAACAGAUUGGACACAACUACUACAAUACCAAAGAUGAACAAGACCUCAAAAUCUGCAAGAUAUGGCCAGGCUAUACCACAGCUAUUUUGCAGUGCGAGUCUAUCAUGCUGUGUAUCGACGUGUGCCACAUGGUGGUGCGUGUUGAGACAGUUCUUAACUUUAUAGUCAACCUGAGGCAGAAGUGUGGACAUCAUUCUUUCACUGAGAUCUGUGCCAGGGAGCUUGUUGGACUCAUUGUGGUCACUAAGUACAACAAAAUCUACAGGAUUGAUGACAUCGCUUGGGAUCAGACCCCAAACAACACUUUCACCUUGGGGGACACAGACAUCUCCUUCAAGAACUACUACAAAAAUAAAUAUGACCUUAAAAUCAAAGAUGACAACCAAGUGCUCCUGAUCGGCAAUGAGAUGAGCGUUCGUCCCAGUCAAGCUCCUGGUGAACCAGUUAUGCUCAUCCCAGAGCUGUGCUGCCUUACAGGCCUGACUGACCAGAUGCGUUCAGAUGACACCAUUAUGACGCAUAUCAACCUGCCCCCAGAAGAGAGGGCACAACACCUCUACAGUUUUUCAAAUAGGAUACAAGAAUCAAAGAAAUGCCUCAGCACAGCGCCUCCGCUUCACCAUCUCACUUCAGUGUGGUAUGGCAGGCCGUGGGUAAUGUUGCUGACGAUGGUUCGGUCCUCUAGAUCGGAUGAAAUUUACAGUGCGAACAACCACCUCCAUGACGUGGUCCAUUUUCAAGGACUUGCAACACAAUGCCUCCUGGUGCAAAAUACAGUGAAAUGUCCAGAAACAAUCUCCUCCAUUAAGGGCUUGUACUUUCUCUCUGAACUUUGUCGCGACACCGGCUUUCUUUCCUACCAUGGAUGGUGCGCCGUUUGUAGCCAGGCUGAUAGCACGGGACCAGUCCACUCCAACUCUGUCCAGUGCAGCAACGACAGAGCUGAAAAUGUCUUCGGCUGUUGUGGUGUCCAUCAUUGGCACCAACUCAAGAAAUUCUUUAGUAACAGUCAAUGUCUCAUCAACUCCACCAAUAAAUGAGGCCAGUUGUGCUACGUCUGUGAUGUCACUGCUCUCGUCAAUUGCAACAGAAAAUGCAAUAUAUGACUUGACACUCUGUUUCAAUUGGCUGUCUAAAUCUGCUUAUAGGUCCGAAAUCCUCUGCUGUAGUAUUCCUCGUCAGGCUAAUAUUGGCAAAAGCUUGUCGCUUCUCGGGACAUACAAGUUCAGCCGCCUUCAUCAUGCAUCGUUUAACAAAGUCAUCAUCAGAAUAUGGCUUUGAUGCUAAUGCUAUUUCGCUAGCAAUCACUGGAAGUGUCAAUCGAUGAAAAUAUUUAAUUGCAUUUUGUCCAUAGUUCAUUCGUAAUUAAUCGCAAUUAGUUGACAGUUUUUUAUGUAUAAAUGGUACUUUUUUGACACAUAAUUUAAAGUUUGUAAUACACCUACUGUAUCAACACGUGACUGGUUUGGUUUAUCCAAUUUUUUUUUGUUAAACUAAGCUCAACACGAAAUGGACCUCACUGUAUAAACAAACUAACACAAUGUACAAGUAGACCUCGGUAAGGUAAACUGUCCAUCACCCAUAUUCUUUUCAAGCAAAUCUCACAAAAUAUAAUUGUGAAAAGUAUUACAAAUAAAGGUUUGCAAAAACACCCACCAACUGUUAAUUAUGUGUUAAAAUAGUGGCGUUUGAGGGAAUUUUUGUUUGUUGUUACCGUCUUAACUUUGACAGCCCUAGUUGUAACGCUUGCUAAUGUAACAGAGCGUUUUACAAUGCCCACUGACGUGCAGGUACUCAGUGAAAUAAGGACGAGAGGCAGGUUUAUUCUUGCAACCAGCUCUUAAUCGUCAACAUUCUCAACACACUUCCGGCCUUCAAAAUAAGAGUGCUGCUCACCACAUCCUGUUUAAUUGUAUAAACAAAAUAAGGAUGUCAAAAAAUAUCUUGCAUUAAUAACGCACUUGGAAUUGCAUUGGUAAUUACAUCUUCCUUCACCAUAAAAAGGGCAUUACAGUUGGGAGAUUUUGUAGCAAUGUGUGCAGAGGAUGACAUCCCAUUAGAAAAGUUAGCCAGGCGACAUCAGUUACUGAAAUACUGUGCAAAAUUGGCCAAUGAUGUAUUGCAUCAAUAAAUGUAAGGAUUUUUGCAUUUAAGUAAACAUUUUAUUUACUGUCAAAGUACACACUAUGCUGGUAAAACGAGUGUAAAAGGUAAACAAUUAAAACAAAUUUAAACUGAAAAAACAAUGUGGGGAAACCCCCUCCACAGAAUUUGGAGAACAAAUAAAAUUGAUUACAUAAGGCCCCACUUCAUAUUUUUCAAGAUUCAAGAGAUUCAAGAGAGUUUUAUUGUCAUGUGCAUGGUAAAACAGCAGUUAUACCAUGCAAUGAAAAUCUUAUUCUGUUCAUUCUCCCAAGAAAAGAAAGAAAACACAAGAAAGAAUAAGAACAUAACAAACAUAAACAC